UUCAGUGGCGCGAAGCAGCAGUUGCAGACAGUGCGCGCGCGUCGUGAGCACCUGUCACAAGGUAAAGAGCAGGAGAACCGUGUUGUUCGAAUAGUACCAGAGGAUAUUGCAGUGGCUUGAAGCUGGAGCAAGUACACAACACUCCACCACACUUCCACUGGGCUGGGCCAGAGAGGCAGCAACCACCCAUUUGGACCGAUGUUCUGGCCGAAAUGCAGUCUCGACACAUCUACAUUCGGAAUAAGAUCGGUGAGGGCAUCCAAGCGACCAGUUUUCAGGUGAACCGAGGGACCUACUCCAGGAGGAGCCGAUUGAAAAGGUCUGAUGGCAGCACCACCUCCACUAGCUUCAUCCUCAGACAGGGCUCAGCUGAUUCCUACACAAGCAGACCAUCGGACUCGGAUGUCUCUCUGGAGGAGGAGCGGGAGGUGCCGGGCCAGGUCCAGGGCCAGAGCCCGAGCCAAGCGGUCCCGGGGACCCAGGCCCCGGCCCAGACCAGAGAGCAGAAGGAGCAGCAGGCUGCCUUGCAGCUGGAGAGAGCCAAGGCUAAAGCCGUGGCCUUUGCUGUGAAGACCAAUGUCAGCUACUGUGGAGCGUUAGACGAGGACGUGCCGGUGCCAGCGACCGCCAUCUCGUUCGAUGCUAAGGACUUCCUUCACAUAAAGGAGAAGUUCAACAACGACUGGUGGAUCGGCCGGCUGGUCAAGGAGGGCUGUGAGAUCGGCUUCAUCCCCAGUCCCCUGAAGCUAGAGAACAUCCGCAUCCAGCAGGAACAGAAGCGAGGGCGAGUCCAAGGUAAGUCUGGAGGGAAUUCUUCCUCAAGUGUAGAGGAUGAGGUGUCCGCCUCGGUCAGACCCCUCAUCUCCUCUGCAGGAAAGCAGAAACAAAAAGCGACUGAACACGUUCCGCCUUACGACGUGGUGCCGUCCAUGAGGCCUGUGGUGCUGGUGGGGCCCUCCCUCAAGGGCUAUGAGGUGACGGACAUGAUGCAGAAAGCGCUCUUUGACUUCCUCAAGCACAGGUUUGACGGCAGGAUAUCUAUCACACGAGUUACGGCAGAUAUAUCAUUAGCCAAGAGGUCUGUUCUGAAUAACCCCAGCAAGCGGGCCAUUAUCGAGAGAUCAAACACCAGGUCCAGCUUAGCGGAGGUGCAGAGUGAGAUAGAGAGGAUCUUUGAGCUGGCCAGGUCCCUACAGCUGGUGAUCCUGGAUGCAGACACCAUUAAUCACCCAGCCCAGCUGCUCAAGACCUCGUUGGCUCCCAUCAUCGUCCAUGUCAAGGUCUCCUCGCCGAAGGUUCUGCAGAGGCUGAUCAAGUCCAGAGGGAAGUCCCAGAGCAAGCAUCUGAACGUACAGCUGGUGGCAGCUGACAAACUAGCCCAGUGUCCUCCGGAGAUGUUUGACAUCAUCCUGGAUGAGAACCAGUUGGAGGAUGCGUGUGAACACCUAGCUGAGUACCUGGAGGCCUACUGGAAAGCCACCCACACCUCCAUGGCCACGCCGCUCAACCCCCUGCUGGGACGCAACCUGGGCCCCACUGCCCUCACUCCUUACCCCACCACCAUCUCUGGACUGCAGACUCAAAGAAUGAGACAACACAGCAACCACACGGGAGACCACUCCACGCCCAACGAGCGUCGCAACCUGAUGACCGCCGACGAGAACUACCACAACGAGCGGGCGCACAAGGGACGCAACCGCAUGUCGUCGGGCUCGCAGCACAGCCGAGACCAAGACCCGUACCACCAGGACUACCAGGACCCCUACCAAGACUCCUACAAGCCCCACCGCAACCGCUCCUCCCCGGGCAGCUACAGCCAUGACUCCCGGCACAGGCUUUGAGCCCGAAUGAUGUCCCAGCUUCACAACCCUUAUAGCCCUCAAGUCAACCCUCCGGUGGCAACAGAGCCAAAAUGGUUCCCACUCAAAAUAUUGUGUCAAAUUUUGUUGUUUUCAAUUAUUUGUUUUACUUCAGGCGUUUGAUGAGAAGUAGUCCCGCACUCCCGAACAAAAUCUCCAGUCACCUCUCAUUCCCAUUAUGUCUCUCAGUCUUGCCUGGGCACUGGCAGGGACCCCUGUCAAGCAACAUGUGGUCAGGAUGAGGAAGAAGGACAUGAUGCUAAUGCUACAUAACUGAGUUAAUACAACUCAUGUGACUGAGUUGUUUUUCCUCAUAAGGGGACCUUUCCAGUUCCCUUAUACCCCACACAGAGAGAUGGGUUGAAGGGGAUAGCAGUGUGAGAUUUAUAUUUGGACUUUGCUAAGCUAACAACAAGCUAAGAUAUUUUAGCUAGCAUGGUUAGAUUGUGGGUACAUGUGUAGUGCUAAACUUGAAGUGCUUGAGAGCCCCCCCCCCCCGAGUCGCCAUAGCACGUGGUGGAGUCACUGCUGAAGUGCUUGAGAGUCCCCAGACCAUUCAGUUGUUUGCAUGCUGACUGAGAGAGUAUCGUCAGUAUAUCCACUUACAGUACGUGUCUGUUGUCAUGGGGAGUUGUAUGCUAAGCCGUGCCCCACCAUGACUGGCAGUGGUCUUUUUCCAGACCUCAACUGAUUCCUGAGAGGAGCAUGUGGAGUAUUUGGUUGUUUUGUUAACCAGUGCUUUCACAUGUCAGAUACUGUAUGUGCCAUUUGAACACUUGUCUAGCUUGGCCUUUCUUCUUGUAGCUUAGUUAGUGUGAUAUGAUUUGGAGUGGACGGGUGCUCUCAAGCUGGCCACAUCCAGUGGAACCACGGAUAAACUCGGCAACAGUCGAUACUUUGCAUAUCUCAGUAUUUUUCACUACUAUGAUUCGGUUGCGUCAGAGCCUCAUAGAGGUAUUAUAACAAGAAGCAGGGGUGUCACCAAUCAGAGCUCGCCUCAUCUCUGGCCAGCCUCGUGAUUGGUUGACCGUCCAUGCUGCUUCCUGUGUUUCUUCUCUGGCCAACCUUGUGAUUGGUUGACCGUCCAUGCUGCUUCCUGUGUUUCUCUCUGGCCAGCCUCUUGAUUGGUUGACCGUCCAUGCUGCUCCACUAACGUUGGAUUGUGUCUUCCCAGGGUCCUUUGCAUCAUGUUAAUUGAUUCUCUGUGUAGCUGGCAUGUUUUCCCUGACUUGAAAAAGGCAUGCUCCCUUUGGUAGUAAUAUCCCUGUGUAAAAUAGAGGAGGGUGUUUAAGGAGGGAGAGCACACAUUGGUGCAAAAUAGGUGCAGUCUAAUUACUUGAGAGUGCAUCAUCUGAACAUUUUUGGGGUAAUUGAAUACAUGAAAAUGGAAAUGGAAGAAAUUCAUUCGGUCAGUUUAUUUCUAGCAACAAUUUUUGUGAUUUUAUUUUGUUCUUAAUGAGAUAAGAAGCAUUCAGUUGUAUCCAAGGUGGUUUGUUGACUAGAGUUGCAUUGGCUCCCCGAUCCAAUACCUAGGCUUUAGUUUAGUGGGCUAAUGCACUCUUCUGGUGUGCAGGAGGCCUGGGUUCGAACCCGGUCGGUCACAGAGACACAACCACCCUCCAGGACCAGGGUUUGCCCUGCGGUGGAUAGGUCAUCUAAACUGGAGCUUUGACCAAGAUGGAGAUGGUGGUCCCUCUCUGUGCAUCCUGGGAGAGUGAGUUCUUGGGGCAGCGUAUUCUGAGUUAGAGAGAUGUGCAGAGUUAACUUGUUAGCUGUCUUUUAGUGUAAUUCCCUCCAAUAGAGUUGAUGUACUGUACUGACAUUUGUAGCACCCGCAUCAGCUGAUGCCUUAACAUGAUAAAACAAGAAAGAACCUCUGAAAGGAUAGGGUCUUAAUUAUGAUUUAGCUCCAACUGUCUGGUUAGGGCGCUGACUUUGAUUUCAGAGAGCCAGUUGAUUUCCUUGCUCAUAUCUAUGUCUCUUAUGCUAGUUUGUUCACUGACUGAAAACAAAAGACUGCCAACGAAGAAGAAGAAAAAAGAAUACAAGUACAUCUGCUGUCGUUUAUGAGCAUGCUUCUCUGUCAUAUUGUGAUUCAGGCCAAAGUGAGUGUUGGCUGAUUGAAUGGGGAGUUACUCACCAUUAAAAACCAGAACCAAGAACCACAACCAAGAUUCAGCUCUGUUGCUUGAGACAAUCAGAGGGGUUUUUCUAGACCAUUCACCUCUCUCCCACCAGAGUCCCAGAGCAGUUUGUGAGGGUGUGGUAACUUGGGUUACUGGUACUGGGUGUAGCAUGUCUACCCCUGUUGUGACAUUGGGGGCGUCUCCUUUUCUAUUCAAAAUGAAUUAACUGAAUUCCAAUUGAUUUUCUGAAUUGACUGGAAGUGAAAUUAAAAUUUACCCCAUCUCUUUUCCCUGUGAAUGCCCUGGAAAGAAAACAUUUCAAACAAUCAAAGAAAUUGUUAUUUGAAUGGUGUAGAUAUCAUUUCUAAAGGUCUCUGUUACUGAUCAGAAAAAAAGCACGAGUCCUGUACUCUUCUUUUGUCUUCUUGUAAAAAAUUAAGAGGCUUAAUUUUUGCCUCUAAAUUAAGUUUCAUUACAAUUCUCAUGAUUUGAUUCAAUAACAUGGGUUUAAACUCGACCAGACCAUUAAAACAGUUAAAUGUUUUUUUCUUUGGUAAAAAUGUACAAAAAAUAAAAAAGAAGAAAAACUCUAACAUUUAUCACAAUAUAUGAAAAAGUAAUAGAUACAUCUUUGCUGGUGAUUAUUUUUAUAAAAAUACAUAAAUGUACAUAAUGUCUUUGAGAGAUGCUAUUUGCUGUAUACUUGCAUUCUCAUUAAAAACUACGAUCCUCGACGGGACAAGUUGGAACAACACAAACGUUUCAGUAUACAAAAAGUUUCAGUAAUGUGCAAUACAAAAAAGGCAUGCUGUUUUAAAUGAGGAAAUUCCAUGUACUAUGCAACCGCAACCGUGUACAUCGCUUCAUGCUGUGACUAAUUCUCCAACUGUCCUUUUCCAAGCAGCUUCAUCAGAACUCUUAAGGACAUUUUGUGUUGAUACUUUUUGUGGAAGACGAAAAACUCAACGGCUAAUGCGGUAUUGCAUGCAUAAUGUACCAUUUUAAUUUAUUAAAACUAAUGAAAAUAAAAUAAUGUGAAAUGCGAGAUGAUUGUGUCAAAGGCGAAGCUAGAAGUAACUUAAACGUUUUUCUUUUACAAAAUAAAAGAGUCGUUCUACAACAA
Messenger RNA from Coregonus clupeaformis (lake whitefish), 5108 nucleotides. Its product is annotated as voltage-dependent L-type calcium channel subunit beta-4. The record is from RefSeq and is a predicted model, not a curated record. Gene Ontology annotation, molecular function: high voltage-gated calcium channel activity; protein binding. Gene Ontology annotation, biological process: regulation of voltage-gated calcium channel activity; chemical synaptic transmission; neuromuscular junction development. Bases 213 to 1841 code for a protein of 542 amino acids. The transcript is spliced from 14 exons. Lineage: Eukaryota; Metazoa; Chordata; Actinopteri; Salmoniformes; Salmonidae. Gene Ontology annotation, cellular component: voltage-gated calcium channel complex.